Messenger RNA from Cyphellophora attinorum, 1122 nucleotides. RefSeq lists its product as uncharacterized. The transcript is spliced from 2 exons. The record is from RefSeq and is a predicted model, not a curated record. NCBI's taxonomy places the organism in Eukaryota, Fungi, Ascomycota, Eurotiomycetes, Chaetothyriales, Cyphellophoraceae. The coding region runs from base 1 to 1122 and encodes 373 amino acids. Gene Ontology annotation, molecular function: metal ion binding.
AUGUGUGGAGACAGCAAAGCCAUCAUUCCGUCGCAGCUAAAUCCUGUCACUGGGGCGUCUGUUGUUACUGAUAAACCCUCCAACUUGACCACUUCACGCCGCCAGUUCUCUGGCACCACCAACACCAACCUCACUCGACAGGUCUCGUUUCCCGAAGAUCCAGUCACCAUGUCUCAGUCUCCUCCUAAGCCGGUCGAGUCCGCGGGCGCGUCCGAAGAGAACAGUCCCGAGCGUGGCCGCAGCGGCUCUCGUUCAGCUUCACUGCCACCUACAAUCGAUCGCUCUGUCGAUGUCUCUCCUCUGACCAAUACCGACACCUCUCGCAGCCGCAGCGUUAAGCACCUCACCUGCUUCUGGUGGAAGGAAAAGGGCGACUGCAAGUACUCCGACGAAGAUUGUCUGUAUGCGCAUCAUGACACAGGUCGCUAUACCGAAGCCCCACGUCAAGUCAACCCCAACGAACCCGCAAAAGCCGGCAAGAACUUGGCUCGCGCUCUGUCAUCCCUCAGCAUCUCUGGUCAGCAAGCUGGACUCGGCAUGGGCCUCGUUGGCACUCCUAUGGGCUCUCGUCCGAUGACUCCUGUUGGUAGUGUCGGCGGCAUUGGCGGGGUCGGUUCCUCUGGCUCCCGUCCAGUCACUCCCUCCCUGCUCUCUCGCGCCUACUCUCCAGCACCUCUGCACGUCCCGCAAGACAUUGUUGCCCUCCAGAACGAGCUCGGCUUCUACAAGACCAUGGCUGCGACCAACCAGCAAGAGAAGACUAUCCUCAUCGACAUGAUCCACACCCUCCAAGCCAGCCAAACCGACCUCCAGAACAGAGUCGCUCGACUCGAGUCCGAGAAAGGUGCCGCUAUGCGUGAUAACGAGGCGCUCAAAGCCAACAGCAUCUACCAGGUCCGCGCUAAUCCGUAUGGUCCUAUCGGUCAUCACCCUCACCCCGCUCCUGUCGGCUUCGGCGCAUUCGACAACAGCUUCGCUGCUGGCUCUGCCCGUCGCGCUGCCGUGCCGACUGGUCACGGUGUCAUCGGUCCCGCUCCGCCUACUCCGUCUUGGUGCACUGCUCGUCCCACUGUCCCGUCCCCGGCCAACACCAACCCCAGCGACGACGACGACGAGGAAUGA